Prorocentrum cordatum is the source of this 1201-nucleotide messenger RNA. The record is from the annotation of a GenBank genome assembly. NCBI's taxonomy places the organism in Eukaryota, Dinophyceae, Prorocentrales, Prorocentraceae.
AUGCAAGGCCGAGUGGCGACACGGGCGGACGGUGACCACAUGAAGACGAUGACGACGGAACAGAUCCUAGCUUAUUGGAGGAUCCCCGAGACGGACGUUGAAAUGACGAUUCGUAGGUUGAAUUGGUACGUGGGCUGGGCCAGGGACCCCCAGAAGCACUCCCAGGAGCUCUGCCUGCUGUUCGGAUCCCUGGAGGUCAUGGGAUGCAGGGGUGGACAUCUUCACGGGGACGUUCCUGGAACAGAGGCUUCUCCGUGGCUCCGUAGGUGCCAGAAGGACUUCCUGAGGGCCGCUGAGGACUUGGAUUCGGGCAGGGACGUCUGCGAGUUCGUGAGUCAGAACCCUGGGAGGCUGUUAGACCAGAACGUAGUGACGGAGCUUCCCCAGCUCGAUUUCACAGAGAUUCGUGCCCGUUGUCUCUCGCAUGCAGUCCCACCGUUUCACACGCAGACGGUGCACGCUGGCCCUGCUGAGCCUCCACCAGACGAGGCGCCCUCGGAGUGGCAGUGUGAUUGGCAGCUUGACACUGAGACAGGCAAAAAGACGUGCGGGCCCUCAAGUGCGUCCUGUGUGAGUAUCAUGCUGCUGACACAGGGGAUCUACGUUGUCAUCUCCGUAGCCAUCUUCCUCGAGAAAUGCGGCCAUCUCUUCAUCCCGAUAUCGAACCGAUCGACAGAGAUGGAGCUGGAGAAGCCAGACUGGCUUCAGGACGUCAAGGGCAAGCUCCAAGCGGGCAAAGGAGACCACGAGAUCAUAGGGCAGCUCGUACUCAUCAUCGCGCGCCUAGUGCUGGCGGACAGCAGGGCCAUCGCGGAGCUGACGGCCACCGUCUACACCACUUACGCGCUCGACUAUGUAGAGAGCGGGGUCACGGAUCUGAUGGAGGACGCGGGCAAACGCUACCAGGAGAUCUCGAACGACUUGGCCGAGAAGAAAAAAACUGGCGAGGUGGUGGAUUUCAAGAGUCGGGGGCCUCCUCACCUCCACAUAUUCAUGAUAGCCCUCAUCUUCCUAGCCAAGCAGGAGACCGAGUGGGGCAGGGCGCUUCGCGAGAUCUACGAAAAAUAUAUCAAGGGUUUCAAGAUGCUGGAGGUGGGAGAGGUCGUCCUCCACUGGCAGUGGAAGCGGAACAGGAAGGAGGGAUCGAGCCAGGAGAACAAAGGGCGCUUCAUUAUCGCGAUCGAUUCGGAUCACGAAGUAG